Messenger RNA from Sphaeramia orbicularis (orbiculate cardinalfish), 2880 nucleotides. RefSeq names its product transcription elongation factor A (SII), 3 (gene tcea3). The record is from RefSeq and is a predicted model, not a curated record. Gene Ontology annotation, biological process: transcription elongation by RNA polymerase II; DNA-templated transcription. Gene Ontology annotation, molecular function: zinc ion binding; nucleic acid binding. The coding region runs from base 156 to 2507 and encodes 783 amino acids. Gene Ontology annotation, cellular component: nucleus. The transcript is spliced from 20 exons. Lineage: Eukaryota; Metazoa; Chordata; Actinopteri; Kurtiformes; Apogonidae.
CUCUACAGGACACGCCUCUCCGCUGAAUGGAGUGCGUCGUGCGUAAAGUCUGACUUGCAAACGCUCCAAACUUUUUUGCUUUGAUUUCGUAGUUUUAGAGAAGAUAUCCAAUCGAAUACUGUUAAUUUCGGGGGAAAAGUUGAGUAAAUGCAGCGAUGACGCGGGAGGAGGAUCUCAUCCGGAUUGCAAAAAAACUGGACAAGAUGGUGUCUAGAAAUAACACGGAAGGCGCCAUGGACCUGCUGAAGGAACUGAAAAGUUUCAACAUGACUCUCAAACUCCUCCAGGAAACAAGGAUUGGCAUGUCUGUGAACGGUAUCAGGAAGCACUGCACAGAUGAAGAAGUCAUUGCAUUGGCCAAAGUCCUCAUUAAAGACUGGAAAAGACUUCUCGAUUCAGAGAAAUCAUCUGAAAUGAAGAAUGGUUUGGACCCCAACAAACCAGCAUCCUCUCCAAACGGCUCUCCCUCUGAGAUGCAAAGCAGUCACAGGAGACUGGAUGUAAAAUCAAAACACAACUCAGAUGCAGACAAAAAACACUCAGAUAAAGACAGAAAAGAAAAACAAGACGAUGAGCACAAAAACAGAAAGAGACACACGGAUGACCUCGCGGAUGAAAAACAUCUAGAACAGCCCCACAAUGAGAAACAUCCACAUGAAAUCAAAAGAGAAAAGCACGUAGAAGAGCCAAAAAAACAAAGACCUGUGGAGGAGCCUCAGCCGGAAACAGACACCAGAAAACAGAAGCAUUUAGAUCUGCAAAGUGAAAAACACAAGCCAGAGCAAAGGAAAGAAAAGCCAUUAGAGGAACAUAAAAAGAUGAAAAAUGCUGAUGAGCCCAAAAAGGAGAAACACCACGAAGACCCCAAAAAACACAUGUUUACUGAUGACAUGAGACGGGACAGAAACAGAGAAGAGAGUCGACACGAGAGGCCGAUGAACACACUGCCGAGAGAGAGACCGCUAUUUGAGCCUCAGAGAGAGAAACCUGACGUUCACAAACCAAUAUUUGAAAGGUUAGAGGGUGGUGGCCCAGAAUGCAUUUCUACUCCUGAGUCAGACCAAACAGGGCUUAAAAUUGACCUAAUUAUUCAUUUCAGGAGGGGAGUCUUGGACAGCAGUAUUCUGUAUCCGUCCCGUUACCCGUCCCCUCCUCGUCCUCCUCGACCUGCUCUUCCGAUCAAACGUCCCUCUCUGGACAAGAAACAGGACAGGAAGGACGGUAAGGACUCUUCAUCGCAACAUCCUCGUCCACAUGCCCCUAAACCCUUGUCUCCUCUGGCUAAACGUCCAUCAUUCGAAGUGAAGAAGGAAAGGAAAGUUCCACCAGACCCAAAUGCUCCAAUUGCUCCUCUUCCUCUCCACCUUCAUCCUCCACCAGCAAGAAAAGAACCUCCGGACCCAAAUGCUCCUCUUCCUCCACUUCCCCUUCACCUUCACCCUCCGCCUGCUCCGAAACGUCCGUCCCUGGAUGGGAAAAAAGAGAGAAAGGAGCUGUCGGACCGUAAAAGUCCCUCACAGAAGAAGACGUCAGACGAUGUGAAAAAAGAGACAAAAGACAGGAAAGACUCUUCAGAUAGCAAAGUGUCUAAAAAACACUCAGGGGAAGCUAAGAAAGAAAGGAAAGAUUCAUCUGACUCUAAACCACCACCUCCCAAAAAGCCCAGUUUGGAUGUCAAAAAAGAAAUUCACAGGAAAGACUCCUGUGACUCAAAGUCUGGUCAACCUGUGAAACGCCAUUCGUCUGAUUCUAGACCUGACAGACGAGAGUCAACUGACUCAAAGACGUGCAGCUCACCACCAGCAAAGAAGCUAACCACUGAUAGGAGAGAGUCUCACGGUUCCAAAACCCCGGUUCAGUCUGGACCUCCUCAGAGGAAGCCCUCAACUGACAGCAUUGAAAGCAGAAAAAGCAAAACCGAUACCCCUAAAACCCCCACCACCCCGACCAGCCCCAUGUCUCCUGGCUUCAGUUCUGCUGGCGGUCCGUUGGCUGCUCACCUGGCAACAGGCGACUCCGUCAGAGACAAGUGCAUUGAGAUGAUCGCCGCUGCCCUGCGCACAGACAAUGACUAUAAAGAAUUUGGGGCUAACUGCGACAGCAUGGCGGCAGAGAUGGAAGAUUAUAUCUAUCAGGAGAUAAAGGCCACUGAUAUGAAAUAUAAGAACAGGGUGCGGAGUCGCAUCAGUAACUUGAAGGACCCAAAGAACCCUGGGCUUCGCAAGAAUGUACUCGCAGGAAACAUUGAGCUGAGUCGCAUGGCCUCCAUGACUGCUGAGGAAAUGGCCAGUGACGAGCUGAAACAGCUGAGGAACGUUCUUACCCAGGAGGCAAUCAGGGAGCACCAGAUGGCCAAAACUGGUGGAACCACCACCGACCUGCUGCAGUGCGGCAAGUGCAAGAAGAAGAACUGCACCUACAACCAGGUGCAGACACGCAGUGCUGAUGAGCCAAUGACCACAUUUGUGCUGUGUAAUGAGUGUGGUAACCGCUGGAAGUUCUGCUGAUAUCGUCCGUGUGACUCCAGGUGUUUUCGGAGCAUACAGAUCUGCUUAUUUUCUAUAAUGGGAUUAAAAAGGAGUUUAUAAAUUAUCGCUGGUGGUGAUUUAAAGAAAUGAUAGUGUUCUUACAGUUUUUACUUGAAAUGUUGAGAUUUUUAAGCAUGUGCUUUUAAUCAGGGUUUGCUUUGUAUGAAACUGAAGACUGCAUGAAUUUUAGUUUGAUGACUGAGUCAUUAAAUCAUUGGAUCACAUAAUGAAUAAUGAAUAAUCAUGGUGCUGUCACAAUGAGAAGACCUACAAUCCAGUUAAUAUGCAAUGUGAUUUUACAGUUUUGCAUUUUGUAUAUAUUUACUACUAAUAAAAGUGCAUACAUUAUCAA